AUGUCAUCCCUCCUCACCCGUUUGCACGCGAAAGUCGCGAGCGCGCGUGCCAAUGCGCAUGUUGCGAAGAACCGUCUGCACCAUGAAGUCCACGAAGCCUCGGGAAAGGCGAAGUAUGUUGACCUGUCUAUUCAGUUCAUCGGGGCGUCCGGGUUACCGAAGAUGGAUCUUGUUGGCACCGCGGACCCCUUCUUCGUCGCCAAACUCGACGACAACAUCAGCUACAUAUCAACCGUGCAGCCCGGGACACAAGCGCCCGUAUGGAACGAAAGCUGGCACGUGAAGAACGUACCCAGCACUGCCGGUCUGAACGUGACCGUCUACGAUAAGGACAAUGGGCGUCUCGACGAUGUCAUUGGCACCUUCCAUACCACGAUCAACCCCGGCGCCAAAGAAUGCGAGAUCGAGGGGACCAUCACCGGCCGCACGAAAGGCACCUUCUGGCUCAAGAUCGAGUCGCGCGAACCUGCCGACAAUAUACAGCACUGCCCUCCAUACACAUUCGACGGGCCCAUCCGAUAUUCUCGCCACUUCUCGCCUACCGUCGGACGGCUCACAGCUGUGAACGACGAACGCUUGUACUCGACUUGGAAAGUUUCGCUCAAGGCCGUACCCGCGUUCUUUGAUCAUACAUUCCAAGAGUGGAAUCACGAUUACAGUGCUGCGAAGACGAUCUUCGGUACUGGUCCUAGCUCUUUCGCCGUCCGCUCAAGCAUCAAAACCGGACACAGCCUCCUCUACGCCCGCUCAACCCGGAACGGCUUCGGCACCAUCCAAACCGCCAAGGACGUCACCGAUCUCCUCUGCGGCGGCGGGCGCAGCAGUGGCCCUCGCGAACUGGCCAAGCAUCGCGUCAAGCCCGCAGUCUACACCUACGUGAUCGCUCCAGAGGACGAGACCUUUCGCUUCUCCGAGACGGGCGCAGCUUUCUUCGUCGACUUCGCGUCGAAGCAUGCUCUUCAUGCGAAUUGUUCCGAGAAGGUGUACUACUCUGGCGAGUUCCAUCCUCGUCCGAAGGGCGGAUGGGCAAGCUUCUCAGACGAUACGCCUGAUGAUCAAGUCGAGUGGGAGCUCGUCAUCGACAACAACUCCGGAACUUACUCUCCUGACAAGGAAAUGCUGCCCGCGCUGCAAGCUUGCCUCUCCUACAACUUCCCGUGGUUCACUGUACUCGCACUCGACCACGAAGAUCCCGCACUCAAAGAAAGCCGCGAAGCCUGCCGCGACUACGCGCUGACCAAGCGUGGCGUCACGCAGGAGGAGCUCCAGCCACACGCCAACGAGGGCGAGGAGACCCUCAUGAGCGCCAUCGGACACGGCGCUCAUGCCCUCGACAGCGACGCCAUGGGCGAGGGCGUUGCUACCGGCAGCUCCUGA
Messenger RNA from Peniophora sp. CBMAI 1063, 1377 nucleotides. NCBI's taxonomy places the organism in Eukaryota, Fungi, Basidiomycota, Agaricomycetes, Russulales, Peniophoraceae. The record is from the annotation of a GenBank genome assembly.